Messenger RNA from Staurois parvus, 290 nucleotides. NCBI's taxonomy places the organism in Eukaryota, Metazoa, Chordata, Amphibia, Anura, Ranidae. The record is from the annotation of a GenBank genome assembly.
UACCAAGAGCGGUAACCCCGAGCUAAAGUCGGGCUUACCAUGUGGCGUUGCUCAGGGAGUCCUGCAGCACUUACCUUGUCCUUCGCUCCCGCGAUGUGUCCCCUGCAGUGUUCCCACCCAUCUCCUCCGGCCGAUGCCGGCAUCCGGCUUCCGUGUUCCGGUCCCUGUGACGUCGGGACGUACGGGCGCCGGCGGUAAAUUUGAAAUUUUAAAAAAAUUUCAUUUUUUUAAAAAUGAUUAUUACAUAUGCUUUGUCCUGCGCCCUGCCUGCAUUUUGACUGUUCUUUCUG